This is a messenger RNA of Gracilinanus agilis (Agile Gracile Mouse Opossum), 1872 nucleotides long. RefSeq names its product matrilin 4 (gene MATN4). Lineage: Eukaryota; Metazoa; Chordata; Mammalia; Didelphimorphia; Didelphidae. The coding region runs from base 1 to 1872 and encodes 623 amino acids. The transcript is spliced from 10 exons. The record is from RefSeq and is a predicted model, not a curated record. Gene Ontology annotation, molecular function: calcium ion binding.
AUGAGGCUAUCGCCCUACACCGCACUGCUUAUCUUCCUACUGGUGUCUCUGAAUGCUGAACUGCAAGCGACUCCAGCAGGCUCGAAGUGCAGGACGGGACCUCUGGACCUGGUAUUCGUGAUCGAUAGCUCCCGUAGUGUUCGCCCCUUUGAGUUUGAGACGAUGCGUCGCUUUCUGGUGAAUAUCAUUCGGGGUCUCGACAUUGGACCCAAUGCCACCCGCGUUGGCGUGAUUCAGUAUUCGAGCCAGGUGCAGAGCGUCUUCCCGCUGGGAGCCUUCUCCCGAAGAGAGGACAUGGAACGUGCCAUCCAUGCCAUCGUCCCUUUGGCGCAGGGCACCAUGACGGGCCUGGCCAUCCAGUAUGCCAUGAAUGUAGCCUUCAGCGUUGCCGAGGGUGCUCGCCCUUCGCAGGCCCGAGUGCCUCGUGUAGCUGUUAUAGUGACUGAUGGAAGGCCCCAGGAUCGGGUGGCCGAAGUGGCUGCCCAAGCGAGAAAUCGGGGUAUAGAGAUCUACGCAGUGGGCGUGCAGCGAGCUGAUGUGGGCUCCCUUCGAGCCAUGGCAUCGCCUCCUCUGGAUGAGCAUGUUUUCCUAGUCGAGUCCUUCGACCUCAUACAACAAUUCGGCUUCCAUUUUCAAGGCCGAUUGUGCGGAGUGGACUUGUGCGCAGACGGAACUCACGGCUGCCAGCACCUGUGCGUCAGCACGCCGGGCUCCUUCCACUGUGCCUGCAACCCGGGCUACCGUCUGGCCCCAGAUAACAAGAGCUGCUCCGCAAUUGAUCACUGUGCGGAAGGAACCCACGGCUGUGAGCACCUCUGUAUCAGAUCCGACGGCUCGUACACCUGUGGUUGCCGAAAGGGGUAUGCCCUCCACCGAGAUAAGAGGCGCUGCACGGUGAUUGAUCACUGCCGCUUCGGAAAUCACAGCUGCCAGCAUGAGUGUGUCAGCUUCCCGGAGGGGCCCCGCUGCCGUUGCCGCCAAGGCUUUGACCUGCAGCAGGAUGGCAGGAGCUGUCAGGCCCGAGAUUAUUGCAAUGGUGUGGACCACGGUUGUGAGUUUCAGUGCUUGAGUUCUGGCAGCUCCUACCGCUGCAUUUGCCCUGAGGGCCGGCAGCUUCAGGCUGAUGGGAAGAGCUGUGACAGGUGCCGGGCAGGCCAUGUGGAUCUGGUUCUGGUAAUCGAUGGCUCCAAGAGCGUCAGACCACAGAACUUCGAGCUGGUGAAGCGUUUCGUGAACCAGAUAGUGGACUUCUUGGACGUGUCUCCAGAGGGGACACGCGUGGGCCUGGUGCAAUAUUCGAGCCGAGUGCGCACAGAGUUUCCUCUGGGCCGCUACGGAACUGCGGAGGAGGUGAAGCAGGCAGUCCUGGCAGUCGAAUACAUGGAGAAGGGCACCAUGACUGGGUUGGCGCUGCGCCACCUGGUGGAGCACAGUUUCUCCGAGGCGCAGGGGGCUCGGCCAAGAGCCCAGAAUGUGCCACGCGUUGGCCUGGUCUUUACCGACGGCCGUUCCCAAGAUGACAUCUCAGCGUGGGCGGCUCGGGCCAAGGAGGAAGGCAUCGUCAUGUACGCGGUUGGGGUAGGCAAGGCGGUGGAGGAGGAGCUGAGGGAGAUCGCGUCGGAUCCUGCAGAGCAACACGUCUCCUACUCCCCUGACUUCAGCACUAUGACGCACAUGCUGGAGAACUUGAAAGUCAACAUUUGUCCUGAGGAGGGGAAAGGGGCGACUGAAUUGCGGAGUCCGUGCGACUGCGAUAGUCUUGUGGAGUUUCAAGGCAGUGCUCUGACAGCGCUGGGAAAUUUGGAACAGAAACUGGCCCAGCUGACCGCUCGAUUGGAAGACCUGGAGAAUCAGUUGGCCAAUCAGAAGUGA